AUGGCCCAGCCUCGUUACGGAGAAAGACCAUUCUCUUUCCACAACCUUUUCAAGAUGCUACUUUCACCAAACGCUUCGACGAAGGCGGCCCAUGAGGAGGCUGACCUCGCCGAAGAUAUCGAUGAACCCCCCGAUCACCUCACCCACGCCACCCCGUCAAACUCCGAUCAGAUUCGCCUCGCACGGCCAACCGUGGACCGCAAAGAAUCCCUGCUUACCCGCGCCCUGAAGACCAGCCCGGAGAUGUCACCAACUGACCAGCAUACUUCCUUCCAUGACUCUUACAUGUACCGAUCCUACCCUUACAGUAACAUCUCUGGUCUCUCGACUGCCGAGCUUACCAGCGAUGGUGGACUCACAAGUCCUUCGCUAUCCAACACCCCCAGCCCACCUCUUCCCCCUCAGAUGAUGAGCAAGGCUGCAUUGAUGGGAAAGAAAGAUGUCACGCCAAAGGUCAAGGUUGUAGCAGCCGGUGAAAACACCGUCGAAGCCAACCUUGGCCGCAAGCGAUGCAUCAGCUUUGCGUGCGGUAGAAAGACUGAUGAUAAUCCGCCUUUGUCUCCUGUCUCUCCCUCUGGAUCUCAGACUCUUCCACCCAAGAGCCAGUCCUCGAAGGAAGACGCGGAGGAAACUCCUAUCCAGCCUCUUCAGCGCAAGACCACUCUGACUUUCGUCUGUCCUGGACGUGAGCCUACUCCCCAAAGAGAGCGAUCUCCAGUACGCAAGGCCUCUUUCCGGUCAAGAUGCCGUGGAUCCCCGGCACCUGCCCUGCGAAAACCCUCUCCUGAACCCAAGGUCACUCCCCAAAAGGUCUCUGAGGAGGUUGUUCCCUCGGCAGCUACUCCCAAGGGUAUCCCUACCAGUGGCUUGGGAAAAUUUGAGGAAUCGGAGGCUACUCGGUUCCACGAAUUUGCUAGCUCUAUGGAUGAAGAUGACGAAUGGGUGAACAAGGAAGCCGACUACACGGAAAAGAUUACUUUGAACGACUGCAUGAAGAAGGAAAUGGCAAUUCGACGCCUUGGAGAGCAAGCGGAAGAAGAGGCACUGGAGGAAGAAGACGAUGAUGUGGAAGACCUUGCGGAUGACGACUCGACUGUGCAUGAUUUCUCUUCCGACGAUGGCAACGAGUCUGACAAUGAGGCUGGCUUUGCAGAGUCAGAUGAGAGUGACGAUGAAGGCUCAGACUAUGAAUUCUGGGCCCCGUCAUUGGCCACUCCUGAACCAACAAGCCAACCCAUUGAAAGUCGCCCCGCCAUGGAACGUCGUGCCUCGAACACAUCGUUUGACUCUAUGGAGGAUCAUCCCAAGUGGCUCCCAGCCCCUGUGAACAUUAGCUCCCGCCGCCCAUCCAAGGUUUCGACAAGCAUCAGGAUCCGCCCUCGCACGCCCAACCUCCCUGACAGUACUGACUUUGUGUGUGGUACACUCGAUGAGGAUCGCCCUCUCGAGGCUGCCUACAAGUCCUGUCUGGAGCAAAGACGUCUCUCCAAGCAAAUCCCCAUCCCGCAGGACAUCGACCCGAGUUUCCCCACCAGUGACCCCGAGGACGAGGAAGACGAAGAGCCAUCCCAGGAAGAGCUCUCCGACAUCCCCUCUGAGCCAAGCCGAGGAAGGGCAGAGGGCGACGCUCGCAAGCACUCCCCCCGCCACUCUCCCAAACGCCUGAUGUCUCCACCCCCACGCCGAGCUGGACGUACCUCUCCCAAACGUCUGAAGUCCCCUCCCCCUCGUGUGCGCGCCAAGUCUCCCAUUCCCUCCAAGUGGCAGUUUACCGAAGAGAUGCCCACGGUCGAGUCUCCCGAGGGCCUGAACAUCAGCCACCUGGUCCAGCGUCGACCCCUGGUUCGAACCAAGUCUCUCCCUCGUACACCUAAUCCUUUCUUUACUGGUCUUGAUAAAGAUCAUCGCUGGAAAAGUAUUCCCGCAUUGUCAGAAUCGCCAGAGCGCGAGCACUCACGAACCCGUGAGCUACAUACCCGAGGCCCUGUCGACAUCGUCGAAGGGCUCGAAAAGAAGCGCCAGAAACGCAAAGAGAAGUUCUGGCGCCAACACUGCCGCAAAGCUGCCAAAGAGCAACUGGGCAAACGGCCUAUUCCAGGCCAUGGAGCUACACGGAUGAAGGAGCUUGGCCUCGAAGUUGCUGAGAGGUGCAGAGCUUAUGGCGUCGGUCAAGACGCCCAGCUCGUCCUAUCUGUGUAG
Molecule: messenger RNA, 2199 nt
Organism: Penicillium salamii
Lineage: Eukaryota; Fungi; Ascomycota; Eurotiomycetes; Eurotiales; Aspergillaceae
Source: the annotation of a GenBank genome assembly